GUCAGAAAUUUGAUUACCACACAAAACUUCUUUUCUUCAUACCAUUACUGACAGGGGAUUUUACAUAAUGGCUGAUCAAAAGUUAUCGAAGGCUAAAGUAAUUUUUGUGUUGGGUGGACCAGGAAGUGGUAAAGGUACACAGUGUGCGAAAUUAGUUGAAAAAUUUCAUUUCAAUCAUUUAUCCAGUGGAGAUCUGUUACGUGAUGAAGCUAAGUCAGAUACGCCUAGAGGCAAAGAAUUAAGAACUAUAAUGGAGAAAGGAGAAUUAGUUUCUUUGGAUAUUGUUUUAGCUUUACUGAAAGAUGCUAUGAUUAAAUUGGUUGAUAAGAAUUGCUACUUCCUUAUUGACGGUUAUCCACGUGAAUUGGUUCAAGGCAGUCGAUUUGAAAAAGAGAUAACCCCUUGCUUAUGCGUCAUUAAUUUUGAUGUAAGCGAAGAUGUAAUGCGACAACGUCUAUUGAAACGUGGAGAAACAAGUGGACGUGCUGAUGAUAAUGAAGAAACAAUCUUAAAACGUUUUCAUACUUUCAAUCAAUUGACCAAACCUGUUAUUGAUCAUUAUAAGAAACAGAAUAAAGUGAUUACUAUUGAUGCAUCUGGUACAGUUGAAAAGAUCUUUGAAAAUGUUAUUCGUGAACUUCAAAAAUUCGGUGUCAAAUAGAAUCAUUCGCCUGUUAUUUUCUCCAUUAGAUAACUCAUUCAUCAUUAUAUCCUUCAUUGAUUAUCACAGCUAAAUAUCUUCAGAUAAUAGUGUUAUUGUUAUUUUUUAUUUAUUUAUUUAUUAUAAUAUAAUAAUAUUACCUAUAUUAGUCU
This is a messenger RNA of Trichobilharzia szidati, 813 nucleotides long. Lineage: Eukaryota; Metazoa; Platyhelminthes; Trematoda; Strigeidida; Schistosomatidae. The record is from the annotation of a GenBank genome assembly.